Molecule: messenger RNA, 1765 nt
Organism: Daldinia caldariorum
Lineage: Eukaryota; Fungi; Ascomycota; Sordariomycetes; Xylariales; Hypoxylaceae
Product: peroxisome membrane protein
Exons: 1
Coding region: 393-1556 (387 amino acids)
Biological process (GO): peroxisome organization
Cellular component (GO): peroxisomal membrane
Source: RefSeq, a predicted model, not a curated record
GAAAUAACGACGCGAUAGAACCCGGGGGAGCCUAACAGCCAGACAGCCUAACAGUUCAUACGUGUAGUUGCUUUCGCCUUUCCCACAAUUAUUACUUGCCUCAUUACAACUACGAACUGCUAUUACGACAUACGACAAUUCCCAAUCACCAUUCUAUCUACCAUCUACCUUAGACCUACCUAGGUACCACUCUACUGUAUCUAGUCGAAUCAAUUGCGCAGUUAAAAAUUACAUCUUCAUUCAUUUGUCUAUUUCUUCCUUCUUCCCAGCUUCUAAUUCCGCUUCUAUUCCUCUUCCAAUCCCUCUUCUAAUUCCCAUGCCUUAAUUCAAAUCUGACCCCCAUCUUUAUACAACCUAAGGUUAGGUACCUAAAUAAUAAUAUACCCCCAAUCAUGUCGCGAUCCAUCGAUCAUCUUAGAGGGGGCCCAUCACGACCGCCAGCCAACCUCCAGCAACCAACCCAAACCAAGUUCUCGUCACCUCCGAAAUGGAUUAAUAUGUACGGCGACUUUAUUACAAAAAAUGCCCACCAAGUCUCUCAGAUAGAGAGUGCGCUACGAUCCCUGACCUAUAUUAUACCCGGUCGGUUUCGCGACGCUGAGAUCGCCUCCGAGACCUUGCACUCAGGGAUCCAGUUGUUAUCCCUCUAUCAUGAUGCUGUUCUUCGCGGCGCUGUCACCAAGAUUCCCGCCCUGGCUUCCAAAAUACCAAACCCACAUACCCGCUACACUAGAUUCUGGACAGCGAAGAGCAAGCUAUAUCGGAGAAUAGCUCUGUUGCUACAGGUUGUUCAGUAUACCGAGCUGUUAUGGGAGAUGGCUGCGAAGCGUAAGGGGGAAAAGGUUCGCUGGCGUGUUAUUAUCCUCAUAGAAGUUAUCAAAGCCGUCUGUCGCCUAUUAUUAAUGCGAGUUACCAAUUCGAGGCCGCUUGUCACGCCAGCGCUACCCGAACGGGACCCUAUUCCCCCGGAAGUAAACGAAGAAGACGAAGCCACGCUGAAGGAGCUAAUGGGCGAGGACACAUUCUCCGAAGAUAUGCAUAGGUCGACAAAGGGCGCUGACGACAAAGAAUGGACGAUGCCGCGAACCGGAACUACUCUUCCAAGUUUGCCAAAUCCUAGCGACAUCAGCUCUUACUUAAUGAGUCGCGUCUUAACGGCAGAUGACAUCAAACCCGCAGCAAAACUUCUAAACACACUUUCGCGUUCUGGACAAACUGCCGAGAUAUUACACAUUCUCGCUCCUUUGGUAUUCGCCAUUUCGCUGUCGAGAUACAAAGAUAAGAGAGCUUGGACACCUUGGAUACUCGGAUUUGGCAUGGAAUACGCAGCACGGCAGCUACGUGACAGGAGUCUACGCAGCACUGCCUUGGAGAACGAAGAAUGGGGUAAGAGGUAUUGGGCAGCUGGUUGGUGGAUUAUGAGGGGUGCAUUCUACGAGCAUUGCACAAAGGGACUAAUAGCUGGAGUGCGUCGUCGCAUGCCUAGUCUGGUCGCUGGUAUACUGGAAGAUUACGAGUAUCUGUGGGAUAACUAUUACUUCAGCACCAGCCCUUGAUGGGUAUGGUCAAGAGCGUUAACACUACCUGGAAACCCGCAGUUGUGCGGUGUGUGGUGUGCCGUAUUCUCUGGGAUCCUUGGGCCUAUACCGGACUUAUCUUUUUCGACAUCUGAGAAUUGUGUACCAGGUUUCCAAAUUGCCACUUCACGCGACGAGACCGGCUCCGUCCAUAAUCUAAGCUGGGCCAAUUAUUUUCUUGCAUUCUU